Amphiprion ocellaris (clown anemonefish) is the source of this 4132-nucleotide messenger RNA. RefSeq names its product cytosolic arginine sensor for mTORC1 subunit 2 (gene castor2). Gene Ontology annotation, cellular component: cytosol. The transcript is spliced from 9 exons. Bases 206 to 1192 code for a protein of 328 amino acids. Gene Ontology annotation, biological process: cellular response to L-arginine; negative regulation of TORC1 signaling. Lineage: Eukaryota; Metazoa; Chordata; Actinopteri; Pomacentridae. The record is from RefSeq and is a predicted model, not a curated record.
CAGCUUUGGCAGCAGCUCCGGUUUUACCUCUUUGCUUUCUUUAUUCCACCCUGCCUCCCCGUUUCUUUCUCCGUUUAAUACGCCUUUAGCCUGCCGUGUGCUUAUUUAUUAAUGCAUCCUGUUUGAAAGUGUUUAGUUUGUUUUAAUUUCUGUUUUAAACAUUUUUUCCCCUCUUAGUCGUUCCUCAAAUGAGAAGACGUAAAAGAUGGAGCUUCACAUUUUAGAGCACAGCUUGAAAGUGGCGAGUAUAGAGAAAGAGGGGAUCCAGAUUUGCACUCACGGAUUAAUAAAACUCGCCUUCCUGGCCUCCAAAACAAGAUGCAAGUUUUUCAGUUUGACGGAGACUCCGGAGGACUAUACCAUUAUCGUUGAUGAGGAAGGCUUUAAAGAGCUGCCUCAGUCGGAACACAUCAGUGUUGCCGACGCCACAUGGUUGGCCCUGAACGUGGUGUCGGGUGGCGGCAACGCUUCCAGCUCGCAGCCCAUCGGAGUCACCAAAAUCGCUAAAUCAGUCAUCGCACCGCUGGCCGACCACAACAUCUCUGUUUUCAUGCUGUCGACGUAUCAGACGGACUUCAUCCUGGUUCGAGAGCGAGACCUGCCCAUGGUCAUGCACACGCUGUCUUCCGAAUUCACUUUACUUCGAGUGGUCAACGGAGAGACUGUUGCUGCUCACAAUCUGGGAGUCACCAAUGGCUUCGUGAAGCCAAAACUCGUGCCCCGUCCCAUCAUUCACCCCUUAUCUAGUCCCAGCAACAUGUUCUGUGUAACCAGCCUGGACCCAGACACUCUACCCUCUGUAGCCACCCUGCUCAUGGACGUCAUGUUUUACUCUGGAGGGCAAAAAGAGCCUGGAGCAUCCAGCGAAGACUCCAGCCACAUCCGCUUCUUCUCCUUCUCCCUGAUUGAGGGCUACAUCUCCCUGGUCAUGGACGAACAGACAACUCAAAGGUUUCCAAACAAUGUCCUCUUCACCAGUGCUUCUGGGGAGCUUUGGAAAAUGGUUCGAAUCGGCGGACAGCCUUUAGGAUUUGAUGAGUGUGGCAUCGUGGCUCAAAUAUCAGAACCCCUGGCAACAGCUGACAUUCCAGCUUACUACAUUAGUACCUUCAAGUUCGACCACGCCCUGGUUCCUGAAGAAAACAUUCAGAGUGUGAUCGGCGCUCUGCGGCCCGAGAGCACGGCACAGUGAAGGAAGCUGGUGGAAAAAAGAAAACGUGACAACGACCAUUUUCAAAGUUAUUUCGUUUAAACGUUUAUCAUGUCCAAAAAGUGCCAAGAGCUCGUUAUAGCGGCCUGGUGUGGAUCAGCUCUGAGGAAGGAGGGAGGAGGGAGGAGUGUAUCUACCAGCUUUAGGGAUGCCUUUGUUACUCGGUCAUUUUGUUCAGCCUCUCUCCUCCCUCGACUAACCUGCUCUGGUAGUUUUUUCACUUUAGUUUACCAAACUGUUUCUUUUUCCUCUCUAAAGCUGCUUCUUCCCACUCCCUGACCCUCACGAGCACCAUACUGUAUUAGUUACAUAAUUCCUCUCAUGGAAGGAUGACGAAUGUACUCUCAAAAAACAAAAGAAAUAUUAUAUAUAUUUAUCAAGCUACUCCAUUUCUUUCUCUUUUUUUUUUUUUUUUUUUGGAUGGAUGUUUCUCUACAGGUCAUUUUUCUCAGUGCCAAGAUGUUUGAAUGCCUAAACCGAUGCCUUUGUCAAAAUACUAUAAAUGUGUGCAAUUGAAGGAGACAAUUUUGGAGACGGCCAGCGACAAGCGGCUGGUUUGAGUAAUACGGUGUGUCAUUUUUAUUUUCUUUCUUUCUUUUUUUUUUUUUUUUUUUUUGCUUUUAGAAGCUGUUAAACUUGUUUUAAUUACAUCCGAUUGUUGGAGUUCCUCAAACUUAGAAGUUAAAAUCAAACGCUUGGUCUGGUGAAACAUGAAGAAUCCAAGAUCUGCUUUAUUUAGUGCUUUUUGAUGAGUUUUGUGCAUUCACAAAACUGUGAGCAACCUGAUCGACGGGUCAACCACAUUUGGCAGAUUAUUGAUCAAGUUGUGGAACUCCAAAGAUUAACCAGAAAGUUUUUCAUGCGCUAUCAGGCACUAUUUAUGUAGCAUUAAUAACUGAUUCUACUCUGGGGAGCCGAGUUGACAAAUUGAAUAUUUAAUCCAGACAAAAUUAAUUAUAUUGAUAUGCUUUUAAAGUAAAUUAAACAUCUAGUUGUUGCUUCUUGAAAUGGAAAUAUAUGGCUCAGUUCUACACUGCAAAUUGAGUCAAUGCACUAAAAGGAUCGGCGUGAAAUCUGGUGCAAACAUUCUUGGUUCCCAGAGGAUGUAUCAUUAAUAACUUUAGUGAUUCCCUCACUUUUUACCUAGGUCAAAAAUUUAGCUGUUUUGCAUUGGAAACCAAAUUUUAUAAGACUUGCACAUCAGCUGCCAUUUUCAGCACACUAGCAUAGCAACACGGCUAAACUUUAGCAUGUUAGUAUGACAGCUACUAAAUGUCACACAUUUACUUUUUUCCAAUUUUACAGUUUUAAGUCCUUCAAAAUUACUUAAACGUCCUUACAGAGACACAAACGUGGACUUUUUUUCUUUACAUUACAUGGAUUAAUCUAAAAAUAGAGAAAAUUUAAAAGCUAAAAUCAACAUGCUCUUUGAAAAUUCCAAAAAAUUCAGUUAAAAAUGUACCAUUUAGUUAGAAUUGUUGAUUUAUUGAGUAUUUAUCAGGGUAAUAUUUUAAAAAGUAAUUGGUUUAACUUGGUAUUUUAUAUGGGCAAUGCAUUAAAAGUCUACAUUGAUCUAAUGAAUAAUGAAAACAACCAAAAACUUGACUAUUACAAUCAUAUCAAAACAUCAAUAUCAUGAUCCAUAAUGAUCAGAUCCAUAAUAGAUACAAUAUGAAAUGUUUAGAAAAAAGGAUCGAAUCUAUUUCGUCAUUCUUCAAUUCCAAUAGAUUUACCAGUAAAUUAACUGAUAAAAUAACCAAAAGUUGUAGUCCUACUUUUCAGAUUGAUAUAAUAAACUUUAGGAUCCAACUCACAGUGAUUCGGAAGAAGAUCCAACAUUAGUUGAGUUUUCCAUUAUAAUUCAGUAACUUUUUUUUUUUAAUAGCAGAGAUUUAGAAGAGAUAAUCAAUGUAUAUGUUUGUCUGUGCAUUUAGCUGGAGGUGAUUAGCGUAGCUUAGCUUAGCACAAACAGGGAAACGGGUAGCGUGGUUCUGUCUGUAGUUCAAAUAUGUACCUACCAACACUGUCAAACAUGACUAGUUAACACACUUUGUUUAAUCUGGGCACAAACCAAAUUGUAUCAUCUGUUUUUUGGGGGGGAAAUUUUUCUAAAUAUUUCUUGAUUCUUGCACCAAUUGUUUCCCACACUACAGACGGACAGUUCUGUCUGAUCUGAACACUCACACCGAUGUUGUUUUUCUCCUUACCUCUGAUGACUCGAUGAUCACGUUGCUCACAGUGUGAACCCGCUGCGACACCUGAUGACACAUGCAAUGAUGUAAACGUUUGCAUCGACGGAAGUAAUAAAUUACUGAGCCACUUUGACAAUGUGCUACAAUAAUGACAGUGCAAGUUGCUAAACAUAAGCUACGGUUCAUGCAGGGCGAGGAAGGUUUCCCUCCGAGUCCUGGUGUCCAUUUAGGUCCUGAAGCUGCCCCCCUCUCCUGCUCCAGUCUGCACUUUAAUGCAGGUUUCAGCCCACAGACCUGCUGUACUGAUGUGAAACCAGAGAGGGCUAUUUACUGUAGAAAGAUCCUGUCCCGACUGAGACAUUUCUGUUGGUCUUAAGCAUUGGUGAUACUGGUUUUUUUUUUCUUUCUUUGUCACCUUGCACCCAUCGCCGACCUCUCUUCUGAUCAUAUUUGAUUAAUAGAAAAUCCUGAAUUCAUCAGUGUUAAAACACGAGAAAGGCGACACGUCUUUCUGAUUCCAUUUCAAAGAAAAAAAGCUUUUCAUUUGGAGCUUUCUUGUGUGGGGGAGGAAAAAAAAUAAACAAGCUGUUGUUUUUUGAGCUUGUUGCGUGUUCAGUUUUCACCAAUGUGUCAUUUUUACUGUCUUUACUUACCAACGGGGAUUGUCUUCACACUGUUAUUUGCUCCCAAUGUGUACUUUAAUCAAUAAAGUGGUGACAUCUCUGCCCAA